AUGGCCACCACUGCACUUAGCCCUAGUUCCCAAACCACCAAUGGCGACACCCACGAUUUACCCCCGCCUGCGCCGGCUGCGAAGAAAGGCAAGGCUAAAAAGGAUAAGCAACUCAGCGCGGAGGAAAACGCAAAGCUAGUCCAGCAGCGAUUGUCGCAAUUGGAACAGGAGAAGGCUGGCGAGAAGACGCAGCAAGCCGAGAUCGAUCGGGAAGUGAAAAAGGCCAUUCGGGACAUCAACGAGUUGAUUGGUGGCGUCGAGCCUCUGAAGGGGAUCGACAUGAUCAAACAGAAGUAUGAGGAGCUCCUGGCGGAAAUGAAAAAGACGGAGCGCGAACACGUCAAAGCCAAAAAGAGUCGGGAUCAGUACCAGAAAGAGGCCGAGAAGUCCAAGUCGGAGAACAACAAGACCGCGACCAUGAAGGACAAGCUGGAAAAGCUGUGCCGGGAGCUGACCAAGGAGAACAAGAAGCUCAAGGACGACAACAAGAAGCUGGAAGAGACGGAGAAGCAGGCUCGCGAGACCAUCAACGAAAGGCUGGACCAAAUGCUUUAUGACGUGCAAGAGGCCAUGGACCAGAAGAACACAACACAUUCGGAAAAUCUGCACCUGGAGCUAGACGAGUUGUUCAAGACUCGGUGCAAAGUAUUAGCGGAUCAGGCUGAGAUCCGAGAAAUGCACUUCAAGGCCAUACUUCGUCACAAGGAUGCAGAAAUCGCACAUCUACAAGCGAAGCAUGAAAUCGAGCGACGGAGGGCAGACACGGAAGCGGCACGUUGUCGAACACUCACGAAUCAGGUGUCGACCUUCUCGCACACGGAGGCCGAACUGAGGAGUCAAUUGAAUAUAUACGUGGAGAAAUUCAAGCAGCAGGUGGAAGACACCCUCAAUAACAGCAACGAGCUCUUCCUCACAUUCCGCAAGGAAAUGGAGGAGAUGUCCAAGAAGACGAAGCGGCUGGAGAAGGACAACCUCACCCUCACGCGCAAGCACGACCAGACGAGUAGGAACAUCCUGGAAAUGGCCGAAGAGCGCACGAGGGACAAAGAGGACCUGGAGCGGCUGAGGAAGCAGGAGCAGCAGAUGCGCAACAUCAUCAAGACCAUGCAAGAACAAGGCCGAGGGGGUCCGGUGCAGCAUGACCUGGUGGACGAGGAGGGCACCGAAAGCGAAUAUGACGAAGAAUACGAGGAUGAUGACGAUGACGACGAGGCCAGCUACGAGGCUGAAGAAGAGCUGGCGGCGGAAAUCGCAAAGCCCGUCUUCGGACCGGUGCCUCCGCCGGACAUGGUCGCCACAAAGGCCAACGGGCAGAAAGCGGCGGCCAAUGCUAUUGUCAAUGGUAUCAAGCAUUAG
Molecule: messenger RNA, 1356 nt
Organism: Cladophialophora yegresii CBS 114405
Lineage: Eukaryota; Fungi; Ascomycota; Eurotiomycetes; Chaetothyriales; Herpotrichiellaceae
Exons: 3
Coding region: 1-1356 (451 amino acids)
Molecular function (GO): syntaxin binding
Source: RefSeq, a predicted model, not a curated record